This is a messenger RNA of Gadus chalcogrammus (walleye pollock), 2122 nucleotides long. Its product is annotated as dual specificity calcium/calmodulin-dependent 3',5'-cyclic nucleotide phosphodiesterase 1C-like. Gene Ontology annotation, biological process: signal transduction. The transcript is spliced from 15 exons. The annotation marks the transcript as partial. The record is from RefSeq and is a predicted model, not a curated record. NCBI's taxonomy places the organism in Eukaryota, Metazoa, Chordata, Actinopteri, Gadiformes, Gadidae. Gene Ontology annotation, molecular function: 3',5'-cyclic-nucleotide phosphodiesterase activity.
CGCGCACACAACCACACACACACACACACACACGCACACACACUCCGAGCUACACGACUCGAACACCCCGUCCCACCCCGUGCGUUUCUCGCGGGAACCUUCCCGAGACUGUCAGGCGAGGACGCGCUGACGGGUGCGGGUCCGGGGGACUGGGACAGGGACAGGGAGCGGACCGGAGGAAGACUGGAGAAGGGUUAGCGAGGCACCGGGCAGAGACGCUCCGACUCACAAUACCCUCCGGUCGUCUACCGGAGUUUUCCCCGGUCGUCUAACGGAGUGUCUCUCCGGUCGUCCUGGCGGCGGGCGGCGGCAGCCCCCCCGUGGCGCGACGAGGAGCCGUCUCAUGUCUCGCUCUCCGGGGGGUCUCCUCCACAUGGACUCGCCUACUAAGGAGAUCGAGGAUUUUGAGAGCAACUCGCUGAAGUACCUGCAGCCGGAGCAGAUCGAGAAGAUCUGGCUGAGACUGCGGGGACUGAGGAAGUACAAGAAGACAUCCCAAAGGUUGAGAUGUCUGGUGAAGCAGCUGGAGAGAGGCGAGGCCUCGGUGGUGGACCUGAAGAAGAACCUGGAGUACGCCGCCUCUGUGCUGGAGUCGGUCUACAUCGAGGAGACCAGGCGCCUGGUGGACACCGAGGAUGAGCUGAGUGACAUCCAGACGGACUCGGUGCCGUCGGAGGUGCGUGAUUGGCUGGCCUCCACCUUCACUCGCCAGAUGGGGCUGAUGCUGCGGCGCACCGAGGAGAAGCCGCGCUUCCGCAGCAUCGUGCACGCCGUGCAGGCCGGCAUCUUCGUGGAGAGGAUGUACCGACGGACCUCCAACAUGGUCGGGCUGAGCUACCCCCCCAACGUCAUCGCCGUGCUCAAGCACGUGGACACGUGGUCCUUCGACGUGUUCGCCCUGAACGACGCGAGCGGUGAGCACGCACUGAAGUUCAUCUUCUACGAGCUGCUCACCAGAUACGACCUCAUCAACCGCUUCAAGAUCCCCAUCUCGGCCCUGGUGUCCUUUGUGGAGGCCCUGGAGGUGGGCUACAGCAAACACAAGAACCCCUACCACAACCUGAUGCACGCCGCUGACGUCACCCAGACCGUCCACUUCCUGCUGCUCAAGACCGGCAUGAUGCACUGGCUCACAGAGUUGGAGAUCCUAGCCAUGAUCUUUGCGGCGGCGGUACAUGACUUUGAGCACACGGGCACCACCAAUAACUUCCACAUUCAGACCAGGUCGGACACGGCCAUCCUUUACAACGACCGGGCGGUGCUGGAGAACCACCACGUGAGCGCGGCAUACCGCCUGCUGCAGGAGGACGAGGAGAUGAACAUCCUGUCCAACCUGUCCAAGGACGACUGGAGAGAGCUGCGAGCCCUGGUAGUAGAGAUGGUUUUGGCCACAGACAUGUCCUGUCACUUCCAGCAGAUCAAAGCCAUGAAGAACUUCCUGCAACAGCCUGAGGCGAUUGACAAGCCCAAGGCCCUAUCCCUGCUCCUCCACACUGCAGACAUCAGCCACCCGGCCAAGCAGUGGGACCUCCACCACCGCUGGACCACCUCGCUGCUGGAAGAGUUCUUCAGACAGGGCGACAAAGAAGCACAUCUGGGCCUGCCCUUCUCUCCCCUCUGUGAUCGCAACUCCACCAUGGUGGCCCAGUCCCAGAUAGGGUUCAUCGACUUCAUCGUGGAGCCCACCUUCACUGUGCUCACCGACAUGACGGAGAAGAUCGUGAAGCCGCUGAUCGAGGAGGCGGCCAUCUCCGGCCCGGAGGACUUACGACGGCCCAGCCUGACCAUCCUGGGGGCCGUGGUCGGGGCCGCGGCGGGGGACGUGGCCGGGGCCGUGACCGGCGGAGAGAGCAAGCGCUCCAGCGUGAAGAGCACGGCGUCGGAGGGCAGCGGCGCCAUCAACUGCUCCCUGCGCACGGUGGACUUCAAGAGCUUCAAGGGCACCUGGAGCGAGGACGUGAACCGGAACCGCGAGCGCUGGAAGGCCAAGGCCACCCAGGAUCUGGCAGAGAAAAGCAAGAAGGAGGGCGAGGAGAAGGCCAGCGAGGGAGCGAAGAAGGAGGGGGAGGAAGCUGAGCCUGGCGACAAAGCCAAGGAGCUGGGGAAGGAGGUGGAGGCGGGG